AUGCUGCCCGCCGCCGCCACCGCCGCCUCGACCGCUCCUCCUCCUCCUCCUCCUCCGCCGCCGCCGCCGGCUGCUGCUGCCGGCGAGCCGCACGGGGCGCUGCUCCUGUCCCUGGCCUACCUGCCGCUGCGCGAGCUCCUGUGCUGCGCGCGCGCGUGCCGCCGCCUCCGCGACGCCGUCGCGGGGGACCCGCUCCUGUGGCGCCGCGUCGCGGUCGGCCCGCCGCUCAGCGGCCGGGUCACCGACGAGGCGCUCCUCGCGCUGGCGGGGCGCGCCGAGGGGACGCUCCGCUCCCUUCGCCUCCUCGGGUGCGGCCGCGUCUCCGACGCCGGCCUGCUCCGCGUCGUCGAGCGCAACCCCGGCAUCACCGAGCUCUAUAUGCCCAGAUGUACAGGCUUAACUGCUGAUGGUGUGGUGAAGAUUGUUCAGGUUCUUUAUGAACGCAAGGGGAAUCUCAAUCGCCUUAGAGUACAUGGUAUUUCCAGGAUGACUACGCAUCAUCUCGAUGCUAUCAAUUCUGUCAUGUGCAACAGUGAUCCACAACAAGAUGAGCAAUCACUUUUCUAUAGCCACAGAGUCCAUGAAGUGCUCAACUCCAAUGAUGAACGACGUAUUGAUGUUGAUGUCUGUCCUAUGUGCACAAAUGUGAGGCUGGUGUUUGAUUGUACAAGGGAUGGCUGUAGGAAAAAGGAUAGUUGGCAUCAAUGUCGAGGCUGCUUCUUCUGCAUUGCUCGAUGCGAAACAUGCGGUGGUUGCAUCGACUUGGAGGAGCUCAGCGAGACUGAACUCGCCUGCUCAGACUUCCUGUGCAUGGAGUGCUGGCUUGCGCUCCCGAAAUGUAGCACAUGCAACCGGCCCUACUGCAAGAGGCAUGAAAAUCUUAAGGUUUCUGUAUCACCAUCUGGCCAAUUUACUUGUCACCGUUGCGAGGAGUUUUGCACCUCACCGGAGAGCCCGGAAGAAAAUUCUUACAAACUUCAUGGACUUGUACACCUUGUCUGAAAACUCUGCUCCAUUGCUCUCAGCAGUUGGCUUAUUCCUGUGGAGUGUACUAACCUUCCAGAGUUCCAGCUUAGAAUUUACUCAGCAUGACAAACUGAAGAACACCUUUAUUCACCAUCCUUUGUCAUUUUGGCUGUGGUAUGCAUCGUGAUUUCGGACGAUACUCCUCCAAGAAAUGCUAAUGAAAUGGAAUGCCAUCAAAUUUCUAUCAUUUUUGCAGGAAAAAUGAUUUCUAUCCCUGACUAUUUGGAACCUCAAAGUCUAUGUGAUGAACAGUCAUUCAAGGGUUUAGAUUAUUAUUUUUUUGAAAAAGUUGCACAAAUUUAAGUAGU
Molecule: messenger RNA, 1334 nt
Organism: Oryza brachyantha (malo sina)
Lineage: Eukaryota; Viridiplantae; Streptophyta; Magnoliopsida; Poales; Poaceae
Product: F-box protein SKIP28
Exons: 4
Coding region: 1-1002 (333 amino acids)
Cellular component (GO): cytoplasm
Molecular function (GO): protein binding
Source: RefSeq, a predicted model, not a curated record